AUGAGCGUUGCAGCGGCCACUGGUGCCGUAAGCACGCAGCAUCAUCAAGCAACUGCGGAACAAAUUCGUCUUGCUCAAUUAAUUGAUGAUAAAAAACAUGAUCAACCUGAGGUACAAGAGAUUAUUCGCAAAGUCCUUGAUGUUGUGGCAAAUUCAAAUCAAGAAGAUGCUUUAGUAGCCCUAUUCGAUUGUGAUUAUGAUUAUGAAAAAGCUGUUGCAUUACUUAUUGAAAAAGGUCACGAUGUAGCUAGUGAAUGGCGUACUGCAACAAAUCAUAAAAUGACAAAAAAACAACAACAGCAACAAAAGACUGCAUUAAAUAAAAAUGGACAUGGAGGUGAUGAACCAGAUGAGAACGGGCAGCAACGUGAUGGUUCUUCUUAUCGAGGUAAAUCACGUGGUGGCCGCUCAAGAUUUCAACAGCAACAAAAUGGAAGUGACCCUCAAAAUAAUAAUAAUCAACAACAGAAUGAUAAUAAUAUAUCACAACAAAGACAACGCGGUGGAAGUGGUUAUCGAGGUCGUUAUCGUGGUAGUAAUCGAGGUGGGUAUCGUGGAAAUGAUAGAAAUUAUCCACAGCAACAACAUGAACAACAAUCACAGGAUGCAAACAUCGAUAGUUCAUUACCGUCAGAUAUGUCACAAGGUUUUACUGAUGUAUCACAAACAAAUCGACGAGGUGGUAGUAAUGGUAAACAACGGCAAUGGGAUGUAGGUAAUUGGAAUGGUGAAACAGUAGUUUAUUCCAGAACAUCAAAAGAUGAUGAACAAUUUUCAAAUUUAGACGAAAAUAAUGUAUCAAAUACAUUACAUGCUCCAUCUGGAGUACCAAAUGGUCAAACAUCUUCAUUAGGAAUAUCGACAGGAAAUAAUAAUUCUGAACAAAACUCUCACCAAAAAUUGAAACCUGAAUUUGAUCCAAUAGAAGCAGCUCGUCAGAUUAAAAAUGUUAUUGGUAUUGGUCAGUCACAACAACAGCAACAACAACCAAAUGCUCCACCUAAACCUCUUAUGGAUUUAAAACCAUUAAUGAAUGAUCAACAACAGAAUAUAGGAUCAUCCAAAUCAUUUGGUCAAAAUAUAAAUACAAAAGUAACACCUCCACCAACACAACGCAUUCCACAUCAACCAGUGAUUUUUUCUGAUCGUUUCGAUGGUGGAAUGAAUAAGAUAGAUGUACAGUUUGGUAGUUUAAGUGAAACAUUUGAAGAUACAUCAUCACAUAAUACCUCAAUACCUAUAUCUUCUUCAUCAUCAUCUGCAUUUUAUCAACGUUCUCAACCAGUAACAUCGGUAUCAAAGCAGAACAAUACUUCAUCAUCAAUUCAAAAUUCUCAGCGACCAUCAACAACAGCAUCAACGGUACAACAUCAACCGACUGAACAGCCUUCGUUUAUUUCGCCAACAUCACAUUCAAAUUUAACUCGUCCAUUUGAACAACAACCGGUGAUCAAUCAACAACGUAUAUUACCAUCACAAAUACAACAAUCACAGCAACAACAACAACAACAGCAGCAACCGUCAAUGACAAUGAAGCCAGUUGUACCUCCACAAUAUGCUUUACAUCAUCAACAACAUCAGAUGAAUGCACCAAAUUUACUUUUACAAUCUUUACUUUAUCAUCAUCAACAACCACAAGAGGCAGUACCAUUAGAUAAUUCUUAUGAUCCAACAGCAUUUCAAUUGCCAUCAAUUGAUUUCAAUACACCAUAUUAUAUGGCAGCACCUAUGAGUCAACAACCACCACAACAACAAACUCAAGCGCGUUAUCUUGUAUCUCAAGCACUACCUCCGCAACAACAACAACAGCAACCACAAACAUCGUCAAAUCGACAACAAUCAUCUGGAAAUGUUCAAACACCACCAUUACCAAAUUCAUCAUCGUCAUCAUCUGUACCAUCUUCAUCAACAUCAACUACACUACCAACAGCUCCUAAAAAAGGACCAGCUGUUCCACCAGGUAUAUUUCUUUCUACAGCACCACCAACUCAACCAGCAUAUUCAACAGCUUAUUCAACAACAUAUGGGAUUCCACCACCAGCUGGAGGACAACAAACAGGUGCAGCAACUUAUUCAACACCAUAUGAUGCUGAGCAUUUAUUUACAAAUGCAUUUAUGCAAUUAACUAAUGCACAUCAAGCUCAAUCACCAUCAGGUGCAUAUGGUUCUGUAACACCACCUGUUCAACAACAAAAUCAACAACAACAACAAGCACAUAAUAAUAAUGAUAAUAAAACAAUGAAUUAUCGAGCUCCAAUUACUGAAAAUCUUUUAUUAUUACAACAAUAUCAACAAUAUGCUAUUCAACAAUCGAACAGUCAACAACAAGGUCAACAAGCACCAGCACAUUCACCUGCUCCAUUGAGUUAUUUUCUUGGACAUCCACCUAGUGGACCAAGUUAUUCACCAGGACCACCAAUUAUGUAUGCUCAGCCAACAACAGCCAUGGCACAACAACAACAAGGUCCUAAACAACAAGGACAACAAUAUAAUCAAAAUAAUUCUGUAUCAGGUAUUGGUGUAAAUGAUGAUUAUUAUAGUCGUGGUUCAUCAUCAGCAUCAAAUAAAGAUACACAGUAUAUGUAUACAAUGCCAGCACAACCUCAACAAAUGCCACCACCAUCAUCAGGUCAACAACAUCAAGGUGUGAAUAAACAACAACAACAACAACAACAACGUGCUACAAGCAACGUUUAUAAUAAUCAACAAAACCAACAACGUCCAUUUCAAUAA
Molecule: messenger RNA, 2733 nt
Organism: Adineta steineri
Lineage: Eukaryota; Metazoa; Rotifera; Eurotatoria; Adinetida; Adinetidae
Source: the annotation of a GenBank genome assembly